This is a messenger RNA of Myripristis murdjan (pinecone soldierfish), 4481 nucleotides long. RefSeq names its product metal response element binding transcription factor 2 (gene mtf2). Gene Ontology annotation, molecular function: chromatin binding; DNA binding. The record is from RefSeq and is a predicted model, not a curated record. The coding region runs from base 221 to 2149 and encodes 642 amino acids. The transcript is spliced from 16 exons. NCBI's taxonomy places the organism in Eukaryota, Metazoa, Chordata, Actinopteri, Holocentriformes, Holocentridae. Gene Ontology annotation, cellular component: nucleus. Gene Ontology annotation, biological process: negative regulation of gene expression, epigenetic.
CCAUAAUGCACUCCCGGAUCAUCAGCGGGAAACCAAAAUGGCGAACGUGCUGGGGGAAAAUGAACCGUUUGUUGUUUUAUGAAGAAGGCUCGGGCGCCGCGCAUUUUCCGCCGUUUUCCCUCGGACAUAACUUCAGAAACAAAAGCGACCCGCUAACGCCGGUCGCUCCUAUCCGGUUAUUUCAUCGUGCAAGUCGUGUUGUAGCAGCGGAGGUGGCCGAAUGAGAGACUCUGCGGCUGUGGACCACCUGUCUGUCCAUCAGAGAGCUCUCCCCCCGCGGCAGCAGCAGCAGGCGGCGCUCCUGACCCCCACCAGCCUCUCUCCCGGGGAAGAGUAUGGAGAAGACACCAUGCCUGACAGGUUCACAGAGGGGCAGGACGUCUUGGCCCGGUGGUCGGACGGCUUGUUCUACUUGGGAACGAUCACAAAGAUAGAUCGGGACAAGCAGCGAUGCUUUGUGGUUUUUGAAGACCGGUCAAAGUCCUGGGUGCUCUGGAACAAUAUUCAGACAGUUAACAGUCCACAGAGUGUCUGGCCCCAGUUCAGUUCCAGUGAGCUGUCCACAUGUGAAGAUGAGCAUAGGGAAGGGGAUGAGGAUGAUGAUGAUGAGGAGGAUGACAUUGUCUGCUCCAUAUGCCAGGAUGAAAGCUCAGAGGAGCCCAAUGAGAUUGUCAUUUGUGACAAGUGUGGACAAGGGUACCAUCAGCUGUGCCACUCUCCCAUCAUCGAUGCCACUGUCAUCGACUCAGAUGACAAGUGGCUCUGCAGGCAGUGUGAGCUCGCUGCUGCUCCGAAGAGGGGAAGCACUCAGAGGAAGGGAGCUAAUGUUAAAGGCCUUAAGCAGGAAGAGCAGCAGCACGUCGAGUUGCACCUCUCCUUCCCGUACACCCUGGAGGAGCUGGUGUGGGACCCGGGCCACAAGACUAACAUCCAGGAGUGCUACUGCUACUGCGGACGUCCAGGAGACUGGUACCUGAAGAUGCUGCAGUGUAACCGGUGUCAGCAGUGGUUCCAUGAGGCGUGUCUGCGUUGCUUACAGAUGCCCAUGCUCUAUGGAGACAGGUUUUAUCUAUUUAUCUGUUCUGUUUGCAACUGUGGACCAGAGUACCUCAGCCGACUCCCUCUCAGAUGGGAGGAUGUUGCACACCUGAGCCUGUACAACCUGAGUGUGAUCCACAAGAAAAAAUACUUUGACUCUGAAAUAGAGUUGAUGACCUACAUCAACGACAACUGGGAGCUGCUGCAGCUGGGGGAGCUUGCCAAUACUCCAACAUCAGAGCGAUACGAAAGUAUUCUGAAAGCGUUAAACAGUAACAAAAGCAUGUUCAUGUCAGGGAAGGAAAUAAAGAAAAAGAAGCACUUAUUCGGCCUGAGGAUCCGUUUCCCUCCUGCCCCUCCAAACUCUGAGGAGCCGACCAGCAGAGUGGCAGAGAAAGCUUCACAUGAGAUCACCAUCAAGGGACGCAAGUCCACCAAACCUCUGUCUAACACCAGAACCUCCAAACCUUUAACCAACGGCGCAGUGAAGAAGAGAAAGAGGAAGCAAGGGACGCAUUCUCUGGAGACUCUUGCUAAACUACGAAGCUCCGGUGAACUCCUCUCCCAGGAAGUAAGGAAGCCUCUACCACUAGAGCCCCAUUCAUUGGAUCUCUUAACCUCUAGCAACAGCAGAAGUGACAGGUCCCUGCCAUCUUCUCUGACCUCAGACGUGGAAUCCAUAGGAGCCAUGAGCACCACAGAAACUACCUCAACUAGCAUUUCAAGACAGUCCAGCCUCUGUAGCUCCAGCAAGACACGCUCCACCAGCCACGUCAUACCCGUCUCCCAUCCACCGCUAAAGAGGAAACGUGGGCGGCCACGACGGGCCUUGCAGCCCCCCAACCCAGAGAUUCCCCCUCCCAGCCACGCAGACCCCAACUCGUCAGCCACAGAGAUGCCCAGCCCCCUGCCAGGGCUCCACUCUACAGACAUAGUUCACGGCCUGGACCCUGACAGCCAGCUGUCCCACCUCAAGAGCUCCAUAAGCAGCUAUUUUGGAGCAGCAGGGCGGCUGGCUUGUGGAGAAAAGUACCGAGUCCUCGCCCGGCGGGUGACCCUGGACGGGAAAGUCCAGUACCUGGUGGAGUGGGAAGGAGUCACAGCCUCCUAGACUUUACACUGUCAUCACCACCUCUAACCAGGGCUAACAAGAGGUUUAUGCCAGUCCUCUGAGGGCAGGUUCACGCAGCCCUUAGUCAAAGCAUUAAUUGAUAUUUGCCUUUUGUUUGGCCAGUGAUAGUUGCUGUGAAGCCUACUGGUUUAAUGCAGGCCAAGGUGAUUCCAGUUCAUGGUAACACAAGUGUCCCUCAAGAUUGUAAAUGCAUCAUUGAGUUUACUAUGAAGAUUAGGAUGUAUGACACAAAAUGACCUUAUUUAGGAUUUUUUUUUACUUUCAUUAUCAAUAGUUAGUUUUUAUAGAAUCACCUAUAUAUUCCCAAGACAAUAAUUUAACAGUGCACUGUGCCUGUAGGCUUUCAGUAAAGCACUACUGUGCUUGAUUUUUUUUUUUUUUAAAUUCCAGUGACAUGCUUUGAUGUUUGACAUUUUGGUGACUUUGUGGUUGCCCCUGACCAGUUUUUGACAGAAUGUAGAAGGUCAGGUAAUGAACGGUGAACCUUGGAGAAAGAGAGAGGGGAAAUUGUGUUCAAAGAGGUUAAAUAUUUUUGACGAAUGCAGUCCCCUGCCUCUCAACUGCUAGCUGUGAGUACCUCUUGUUGCCUUGGGCAGACGUGUCCUUCAAGUCAUGUUUCAGAAAGUGUGCUCAACUGUGAGCCGUUCAGGUGGAACUUAAAAAAACAAGACGGAUGUUGUGCUGCUGCAGACUUGUUUAUUAUUUUAUAUAGAAUUAUACUACAUCUAUUAUUACCUUUUCUACUUGUAUUUUCUAAUAUGCCUUUUCUGUCCAGUAGGGCAUAUUUCUCUGAUUUUUAUUUUUUUAUUAUCAUGGAUUCACUUGCACAUAUCAAUUACCUGUUAGGCUGUCAUCUCAUCUCAUCUCAUCUCGCAGAUUAUCUAAUCUUUCCACCUCAUCCCAGGCAGCGAUUCUCAUUCCUGCUUAAGUUUCUCAAGUCUUUUUUUGAUGGUAAUGGCAUAACCCCCAGCAGCUUAAGCUUGAGUGUCAUAUUUUGGAAGAAAACAGCAUCUAUACAUAUAAACAGUGUUAUUUCAGUAUAAAAAUGUACAGAAUCCCAAACGUGAGGGGAUUUUUUUUUAAGGUGUGCUUCUGAGAAAGAUUGUUAGUAACUUGUGUUGAAUCCAAAAUAGUAACAAAUAUAUAAAUUUUGUCCCAAGUCUGUAUUGUGUUUUCUCAAAGGUUUUUGUUUUACAAGUAGCUUGGAUGUCUUCGUAUAGUACAAAUAUAUAAUCUCAUUUAAAGCAUUUUGAUUGGAAAUUGCAAAAUUGAACUGUAAUCAUGUUAACUUUGAAAUCUGUAAGGACCUAUUGAGUUUUUUAUUUGAUGACAGUUGCGCCAGUGAAUUGUGCAACAGAGGACAAUGGAGUACUCAUAAACCUUCAUUCACAGUUGCGAUACUGUUUAAUUUUAUUGAGCUGCCUAUGCAAUUUGGUCCUCAAAGAAACAUAUUUCAGUCAAAAUUGCACCGUUAUGCUUGAGAAAGACGAGCUGCAACAUUAUUUUCAACUCCUCUUUUUAGUUGAAAUGUCUCAGGCAUCCUGGUACUAUUUAUUUUUGUCAUCAUCAAAGCUGCACUUAUUUUUUUGUAAUCAUCAUUAUUAUUAUUUUUGGCCAAGCUCACCUUGCAAACUCUCAGGAUAUAUGUGCAAAACCUUCACUGUAUUACGCAGAAGGCCAGAAUCUGGCAUGUGACAAGAGGUUUGGAUGUAAAUUAUUCACUGAUGUUGAUCAGUAUUUUUUUCAGGCUCUCCAUUCUAUCAACUGUAGCAUUAAUUUCAACCGUAUUUGUGUUUAAGCUGUUGUUGUUUUUUUUUCCUCAGCAAAAUCGUGUAUAACCAGUUAAUUUACAGUCAUUUGUUUAUGCUAAGUCAGAAACCAAAUCAGUCACUGGAAAUCUAACAUAAGCUGUACUUAGUUGCAAGAGGUAAAUAAUGAAUCACUACAUCUCUUUCUGGAGAUGUCUUUGUUUUGUUGCUCUGAGAAGAAAGAAAAGAUCAUUUUUGGGGGGGAGACGUAAGUGAUUUGACUUUUUUUUUUUUUUUUUUUUGACACUGAUACCUCUUACUUUACAGGUUUGUUGUGGCAGUGCAUCUGUCCAGCCAGUGUUAGACUAACCAGGUGUUGCUGUUUGCUCCCACUGGCUCUGAGCAGGCUUCUGCAGCCAAAGAACAUAAACGUGUCGUCUGCGCUGUCUCUUGAAUUUCCUCAUGUUACAUUUUUUUUUUUUUUUUUUAUAUAUACAUUACCAUAUAGGUGGAUGUGUUGCUUCCAAACAUGUUAAAAUAAAAAUCAGAUAUUUUGACGCUGA